AGGUCUCAGGCCCCCAGGUGGAGCGGCGGGCGACGGACCCCCAGGCGGAGCGGUGGGCGCCGGACCCCCAGGCGGAGCGACAGGUCUUGGGCCCCCAGGCGGAGCGGCGGGCACCGAGUCACCAGGCACGACAGUGGGCUCCGAGUCAACUGGCAUGACCGCUGGCACUGGGUCAGACAUUGGAUCGUCUGGCUGGACAGCGGGCAUCGGGUCACCAGGCAUCAGGUCAUUUGGCUCGACAGCGGGCGCCGCGUCAUCUGGCAAGGCAGUGGGCUCCGAGUCAACUGGUAUGACUGCGUGCACUGGGUCAGACAUUGGAUCGUCUGGCUGGACAGGGGCAUCGGGUCACCAGGCAUCAGGUCAUUUGGCUCAACAGCGGGCACCGCGUCUUCAUCCGGCAACACAGUGGGCACCAAGUCACCAGGCACGACAGUGGGCUCUGAGUCAAUUGGCACGACAGCGGGCACCGGGUCAUCAGGUACCGGAUUGUCUGGCUCGACAGCGGGCAUCGGGUCACCAGGCAUCAGGUCAUUUGGCUUGCCAGCGGGCACCGCGUCAUCUGGCAAGGCAGUGGGCACCGGGUCACCAGGCAUUGGAUCGUCUGGCUCGACAGCGGGCAUCGGGUCACCAGGUAUGACAGCGGGCACUGGGUCACCAGGCAUCAGGUUAUUUGACUCGCCAGCGGGCACCGCGUCAUCUGGCAAGGCAGUGGGCACCGAGUCGCCAGGUAAGACAGCGGGCUCUGAGUCAAUUGGCACGACAGCGGGCACCGGAUCAGGUACCGGAUCAUCUGGAUCAACAACGGGCAUCGAGUCAACUGGUCUAAUAGGACAUCAGGCUGGAUCAGUUCAUCAUGCUGGGUAGAGGCAUCAGGCUGAGUGGAGGCAUCAGGCUGAGUAGAGGCAUCAGGCUGAAGAGAGGCAUCAGGCUGAGUAGAGGCAUCAGGCUGAGUAGAGGCAU
Staurois parvus is the source of this 960-nucleotide messenger RNA. Lineage: Eukaryota; Metazoa; Chordata; Amphibia; Anura; Ranidae. The record is from the annotation of a GenBank genome assembly.